Molecule: messenger RNA, 1739 nt
Organism: Drosophila virilis
Lineage: Eukaryota; Metazoa; Arthropoda; Insecta; Diptera; Drosophilidae
Product: fatty-acid amide hydrolase 2-A
Cellular component (GO): endomembrane system
Source: RefSeq, a predicted model, not a curated record
GCACUCAUAUAAUCAGUAAGCUGCCUGCAUUGCAGGAAAUAAGUUCGUUACGUGUUUUGCUCAUUUUUUUUUUGUCGUACUUUAUGCAUUAUGGAACUUUUACUACGUUUGCUAUUAAUAUUCAUCAAGUUCAUCGCAUUUGUUGCGCACGCGCUGCAAUAUGUAUUUAUCUGGGCACGAGGACGCCAGAUAAAGCCAAAUCUACCAGCUAACAGUAAUCCUCUGCUGCUGCUUAGCAUUCAGGAGCUGCGCACGCGACUGCGCAGCCGCCAGCUGACCUCCGUGGAGCUGGUGGGCGCCUAUAUCGAGCGCAUAAAAGUCGUGAAUACCCUGUUAAAUGCCGUGGUGGAGUCGCGCUUCGAUGCGGCGCUGCUUGAGGCAGCCUCUGCGGAUCAGCUGAUAGCCGCUGCCGGCGGCGAUGCGGAUCAGCUGUUCGCUAAGCAGCCCCUGCUGGGUCUGCCUGUCACCGUGAAGGAGUCAUGUGCUCUGUCCGGCAUGUCCUUUGCCGUAGGCAGCCUGGCCAGAAGUGAGCGGCGAGCGGAUCAGGAUGGUGUUGUGGUGGCACGCAUACGCGCCGCCGGUGCAAUACCCUUGCUGGUAUCCGCCACGCCCGAGUACUGUUAUUCCACGGAUACGGAUACGCUGCUAAAUGGACGCUGCCGGAAUCCGUUUGACUUCGAGCGCACGCCGGGCGGCAGCUCCGGCGGUGAGGGUGCAUUGAACGGUGCCGGCGCCUCGCUCUUUGGCAUCGGCUCGGACAUUGGCGGCUCCAUACGCAUUCCCAGCCUCUUUUGCGGCAUCUUCGGGCACAAACCGACUGGGGGCGUGGUCAGCGUAACGGGCCACUUUCCCAACUCCAGCGAUGCAGAUUUCCAGCAGUAUUUGGUGCUGGGUCCGAUGACCAGAUUUGCCGUCGAUCUCGCCCAGCUGCUGGAGCUGAUGGCUGGGGCAGAGGCGGCGGCGCAGCUGCGUCUGCACGAGCUGCUGCCGCUGCGCCAGCUACAGGUGCACUACGCCCUGGGCUUUGAGGGUCUCAACGGCGGCAUGCAUCAAGCUGUCGAGGAGGACAUCCAGACGGCCAUACGCAAAGCUGUGGUGCAUCUGCAGACACUGGGACUGCCCGUGCAGCGGGCAAGGCUGGCCGGCUUUGGCGAUUCCCUGGAGAUUGCGUUAAGCGGCAUUGCGCGUCUGGGCCAGAUGCCUUUUGUGCUGGACUGGGAACGCAGCCAAGUUUGGCAAACCGUGAUGCAGCUCUUGCGCAGCCUGUGCGGUAAAUCCCGUCAUACAACGAACGCCCUGAUCUUUGAUCUAAUGCGUCGCACCAACGCCUUUAUGCCCAGCCAGCGGCUGGAAAGUUAUCGCCGCGAAGCUCAGACUCUAGCUGGCCAGUUGACUGAACUGCUCGGCACAACCGGCGUCCUGCUCUUUCCCACAAUGCAUGCGCCUGCCACAAGGCAUGGCUGGACGCCCCUCCAGCUGUGGGGCGUGGAUUAUACGCUACUCUUCAAUAUACUGGGUCUGCCGGCUACGCAUGUGCCCAUGGGCCUAAAUGGCCAGGGUUUGCCCAUUGGUUUCUCGGUGAUUGCGGCACCUUAUCAGGAUCGCCUGUGCCUGCGUGUGGCUGUAGAAUUAGAGCGUGCGUUUGGUGGCUGGCAGCCACCAAAUGCCACAAGAUCUGGUUAGCUAAUAAGCUCAAUUUUAUUCAAUGUGUGCUAAGUCAUAAAAAUGGAAUAUUCAAA